Zingiber officinale is the source of this 1411-nucleotide messenger RNA. RefSeq names its product GDSL esterase/lipase LTL1-like. The record is from RefSeq and is a predicted model, not a curated record. Bases 38 to 1159 code for a protein of 373 amino acids. Lineage: Eukaryota; Viridiplantae; Streptophyta; Magnoliopsida; Zingiberales; Zingiberaceae. The transcript has 5 exons. Gene Ontology annotation, molecular function: hydrolase activity, acting on ester bonds.
UCCCUUCUCAUCCAUCAUCAUCAUCUCCCCACACGCCAUGGCAGCCGCCGGUUUGGCCACCUCCUUCCUGGCUCCGGCGAUCGCCGGCGUACUCCUCCUCCUCCUCACCCUGACCUCGCUUCCGACUCCUUCGGUGGCUGCCCGCGCCUUCUUCGUCUUCGGCGACUCCCUAGUCGACAACGGCAACAACAACUACCUCGCCACCACCGCGCGCGCCGACCAGCCCCCAUACGGCAUCGACACGCCGAGCCACCGCGCCACCGGCCGCUUCUCCAACGGCAAGAACGUCCCUGACAUAGUCAGCGAGUACAUUGGAUCAGAGUCCACGCUGCCGUACUUGAGCCCUGAGCUCCAAGGUGAGCGGCUCUUGAUCGGUGCAAACUUUGCGUCUGCCGGCGUUGGGAUCCUCAACGACACCGGAAUCCAAUUUGCGAACAUCAUCAGGAUCACGAAGCAGCUGCAUUACUUCGAGCAGUACCAGCAGCGGCUGAGCUCGGUGGUGGGGCCGGAGGCGGCGGGGCAGCUGGUGAACGAGGCGCUGGUGCUGAUCACCCUCGGCGGCAACGACUUCGUCAACAACUACUACCUCGUGCCCUUCUCCCUCCGCUCCCGCCAGUUCUCCCUCCCCGACUACGUCCGCUACCUCAUCUCCGAGUACAAGAAGGUCCUCAUGAGGCUGUAUGAGCUGGGGUCGAGGCGGGUGAUGGUGACGGGGGUGGGGCCGCUGGGGUGCGUGCCGGCGGAGCUGGCGCUGAGGAGCAGGAAUGGCCAGUGCGACCCGGAGCUGGAUCGAGUUGCGGACAUGUACAACCCGCAGUUGAUCGCAAUGUUGGGGGACCUCAACGCGCAGGUCGGCGCCGACGUCUUCGUCGCCGUCAACGCCUACAAGAUGAACAUGGACUUCAUAACCAACCCUCAGGCUUUCGGUUUCGUCACAUCAAAGAUAGCUUGUUGCGGCCAAGGACCCUACAAUGGAAUCGGACUUUGCACUCUCUUGUCAAACCUAUGUCCGAACCGAGACAUCUACGCCUUUUGGGAUGCAUUCCACCCGAGCGAACGAGCAAAUCGCAUCAUUGUGAGCCAAUUCAUGACCGGAAGUGAGGAGUACAUGAGCCCUAUGAACUUGAGUUCCAUCCUUGCUAUGGACACUCGCACUUGACUUGAUCAUCUCGAUCGAUAGGUCAAGAUCAUCAGUUUCGAUUUGGUUAGCUCGAGUAAUUAGUAAUAAGGUUGAAUAAUAUAGCUACUUGUUUAUGAGUAUAGUUUUGGAGAUUACAAGAGAGGAUUAGUUGUGAGUGAUGGACCUUAAUGGAAUUAGGUCAAUUUGGAUGUGCUUGUGGCAACUUGGUUAUCGUGGUGUGUUGGUUUCAAUGAGGAAUAAGGAUGUCAUUAAUGGUUUAUUUAUCCUAAA